Messenger RNA from Cladophialophora carrionii CBS 160.54, 2199 nucleotides. RefSeq lists its product as uncharacterized. The record is from RefSeq and is a predicted model, not a curated record. Gene Ontology annotation, molecular function: glycosyltransferase activity. The transcript is spliced from 5 exons. Gene Ontology annotation, cellular component: cytoplasm. Bases 1 to 2199 code for a protein of 732 amino acids. Lineage: Eukaryota; Fungi; Ascomycota; Eurotiomycetes; Chaetothyriales; Herpotrichiellaceae.
AUGGUCUUGGGCCACUCCCUCAAAGACCGAGGCGCCAAAGCUCCCCUGGUGGCCUUUAUCCUCGUCGACAAACUAUCCUCAGACACGAUCAACGAGCUCCGGACGGUGUAUGACCAAGUGGUGCCUGUCCAGCAAAUCACCAACAAGAACCCUGCAAAUCUCUACCUGAUGAAUCGACCGGACCUGAUAUCCUCCUUCACCAAGAUCGAGCUAUGGCGUCAAACACAGUUCAAGAGAAUUGUAUACUUGGAUGCAGACAUGGUGGCUCUCCGAGCUCCCAACGAGCUCCUCAGCAUCGAUGCAGACUUCGCCGCCGUGCCGGAUAUUGGCUGGCCGGACUGCUUCAACAGCGGCAUGAUGGUCCUGAAUCCCAACAUGUCGGAUUACUACGCGCUGUAUGCGCUGGCGCAGCGCGGCGUCAGCUUCGACGGAGCCGAUCAAGGCCUACUCAACAUGCACUUCCGCGAGUGGGAAAGACUGAGCUUUGUCUACAACUGCACGCCGAGUGGUCACUACCAAUACGUCCCCGCCUACCGACAUUUCCAGAGCAGUAUUGCCGUCGUACAUUUCAUCGGUGCAGACAAACCGUGGACAUUGGGCAGAGACAACCGCAUGAACACGGGCGUCUAUGGUGAACUGUUGGGAAUGUGGUGGUCUGUCUUUGAUCGGCAUUAUCGUCCAAAGGCGGUCCAUUACUACGAUGCCCAGACUUUCGAUUCCAAGAAGACCGUCCAUGAUUAUGUUCGAGGUGAAGAACCACUCUAUGUCGUCGACUACCCAUCUCGAGAUCCAGCACCAGCAUCGGCUCCACCUGAGUACCAUCAUCAGCCCGAGCAGCACCAUCAUCCGGAACCGCAUCACCAGCAGCCGUCGUCAGAUCAGACGUCUCAGCCACCUGAGACCCAUGUACAACCUGAGCAACCUGAACACACCUCGACUCUAGAGCUGCCACUGGGCGACGCACCUACUCCACAGGGCCCACAAGAUUUCCACCCUGUGCCCACGAGCGAGCAAAGGCGAUUCUCAGCUCCCCAUACAGAAUGGGACCCGGCACGCAGAGCACCGCCACCGGCCCAUUCGAAACCAGAAGCGGAAAACUUCCCUACAACAAUCUAUGACAUGUCGAGCGAGACUUCGCUUUUCCAGCCACCUGCUCAUUACCCCGAAGCACCAAAGGAUAUGUGGUAUCAAGUACCCGAAAAGGCACCUGAGCCCGAGAAACCCAAACACAUCUUCCCGUGGGAGUCGAGAGCUCCCAAGCCGACACGAGUAUUUCCCCAGGCCAGGCAACCGAGCCCACCUCCGCCGCCGCCUCCUUCGGAGCCAGUAACUUCCGUGCCCGACGAACCGCCGACGGAAUUAGAGCCUGCCGAUGUCGAGGAAGCCAGCAAGGAAGGUGUGCCCAUCUCACCUCCUCUGUCACCACCGGACCCAAUCAAUGUCUGGGAGACUUUCCAACAAAGGACGAACGCAUGGGACGACAUGCCCGAAAUUGAGCGCUAUGUCCAGGCCAUGAGCCAACCUCGCAAAGGAAGGCUACAGGUCUUGUACAACACACUUGGCCAACGCUCUCCUCGCAGCUCCAGCGGCGCCACCACUCCGACGGAUAGAAGUCGACGACGACCAAGCCUGAAACUCACCGACUUCCCCACCAAGGACGAGAGACCGAGCUUACCUGUGACCCCAGCACCGAUUCGACGACCUACAUUCUGGGGUGGUGACAAAGAGGAUGAAGGAACCCUGCCCGCGGCCGAAGGAGUACCAAAGCAAGAAGAAUGGAAUCCCAUCGCAAAACUUGAAGAACUUCAAAGGCGACAAAGCGAGGCACUGCUGUCGCCAACGGGGACGCGGGAGCUGGGGGACGUGCCGGAGCCGCCGCCGAGAAAGAUGCCCGAGAGUUCGAGUAAAGAGGAGGCGGUGGAAGCGACGAUAUCACAUUUAUCGCCCACAAAAAUACCGAAGGUGCCGAAACCCAUUCUCAAGACACCGCAGUUCGAACUGGGGCAAGAGCAAGUGCCGUCGCCGGCCCAGCAGCCUCAGGAUGUGGCGCACGAAAACCCGACUGUUGCGGUCGAGCCUUUACCUAGUACAAUUAUUCAACCGAUAGAGGAAUUGAGUCCUUCAGCAGAUGAACCAGCUGCUUUGGAGGAUAUUGGUUCCAAACCAACAGCACCAGCGCUGGCGGCCACGAACGCCUAG